Messenger RNA from Doryrhamphus excisus (bluestripe pipefish), 1266 nucleotides. RefSeq names its product hydroxycarboxylic acid receptor 2-like. Gene Ontology annotation, molecular function: G protein-coupled receptor activity. Gene Ontology annotation, cellular component: plasma membrane. Lineage: Eukaryota; Metazoa; Chordata; Actinopteri; Syngnathiformes; Syngnathidae. The record is from RefSeq and is a predicted model, not a curated record. Gene Ontology annotation, biological process: G protein-coupled receptor signaling pathway.
UCAGCCACUCCUCCAGGUCUUAUUUCCUCAAAUCUGCAGCCGGCUAACUCGACAUGCACUGCAACUUCACGGGGACGCUGCUCGUCAGCACGCUCCCCACCAUUUUGUCCAUAGAGUUUAUUUUGGGGGCGCUGAGCAACGGCCUGGCUCUGUGGAUCUUCUGCUUCCACCUGAGGCCCUGGAAGAGCAGCACGGUGCUGCUCUUCAACCUGGCCAUGGCCGACUUCCUCCUCAACAUGAUUUUGCCCUUCCGCGCCAGCUACUACAGCUCGGGAAUCAAGUGGAGAUUCGGGAAAACGCUCUGCAACAUCUCACAGUUCAUGCUGGCCCUGAACCGCACGGGAAGCACACUCUUCCUGAUGGCCAUCGCCUUGGACCGCUACAUCCGCGUGGUGCACCCGCAUCACUUCAUCAACUCCAUGAGCCCCUCCAAGGCAAUGUGUGGAGCGGCCGUGCUGUGGUUGGUCACCGUCUGCAUGACCGCCAACGCUUUGACUCUGCAGAACUUCCGCUCGGGCUACUGUGAGAGCUUCCUGGUGGAAACCACGGCCAAGGGGAACCGGCUCUGGCACAAAUUCAACUUUCUCUUCUCCUGCUGGAUGCCUUUGCUCGUUAUCCUGUUCUGCACCAUUCGCAUCAUCUGCCAGCUGAAAGGUAGACAAAUGAGCCAGCACGGCAAAAUCAAGAAGGCGCUGUGGUUCAUCACGGUGGUGGUGGUGGUCUUCACCGUCUGCUUCCUGCCCAGUAACAUCACGCAGCUCCUCAUUUGGAUCGAAACCCAAGAGGCACUUAAAACCCUGCCAGAGUCGGAGGUGUGCGACGCCAUGGACAGCCUGACCGUGGCCUUCUACAUGACCGUCAGCCUCACUUAUCUCAACAGCGCCCUGGACCCUGUCAUCUACUACUUCUCCAGCCCGACCUUCAAGAACAUCUGCAGGAAGUCCCUCCACCUGCCGCAAGCUGAAACCACAGAAAGCACAGAGAAGAGGACCCGGGAGACUGGUUCGCACUCGUGCAGCCAGAUUUAGAAAGCUACAAGAACUCUCGGACGGAAGAAGUUCACUCGGUGUCCGAGGCACUUUCUCUUCUUGCUGUUCUUCUCAUCUCUCAUGACGCGUUCAAAUGAUGACCGUACAAGCAUAAUUAGCCAUGUGUUUGUUGCAUUCAAUGUACGCACCGAUGAAAGGAAGCUAUUGCUGCUAAUUCUGGCAUAUUUACUGGGAUGCUUGUGCUCACGUGUUCAUCAAUAAUUCAAUAAAUAAUGAC